AUGACAAUACCGAACACACAACGACUUUGCCAGCACGUCCAGAUUGCCAACCAUUCAACCCAGCCAGGAUGGGACCAAGUGGAGGGCGAGGUGCAGGACCAAGUGGAGGGCGAGGUGCAGGACCAAGUGGAGGGCGAUGUGCAGGACCAAGUGGAGGGCGAGGUGCAGGACCAAGUGGAGGGCGAUGUGCAGGACCAAGUGGAGGGCGAGGUGCAGGACCAAGUGGAGGGCGAUGUGCAGGACCAAGUGGAGGGCGAGGUGCAGGACCAAGUGGAGGGCGAGGUGCAGGACCAAGUGGAGGGCGAGGUGCAGGACCAAGUGGAGGGCGAGGUGCAGGACCAAGUGGAGGGCGAGGUGCAGGACCAAGUGGAGGGCGAGGUACAGGACCAAGUGGAGGGCGAGGUGCAGGACCAAGUGGAGGGCGAGGUGCAGGACCAAGUGGAGGGCGAGGUGCAGGACCAAGUGGAGGGCGAGGUGCAGGACCAAGUGGAGGGCGAGGUGCAGGACCAAGUGGAGGGCGAGGUGCAGGACCAAGUGGAGGGUGAGGUUCAGGACUAA
Molecule: messenger RNA, 558 nt
Organism: Procambarus clarkii (red swamp crayfish)
Lineage: Eukaryota; Metazoa; Arthropoda; Malacostraca; Decapoda; Cambaridae
Source: RefSeq, a predicted model, not a curated record